Lolium rigidum is the source of this 1811-nucleotide messenger RNA. Its product is annotated as protein ENDOPLASMIC RETICULUM-ARRESTED PEN3. The transcript has a single exon. The record is from RefSeq and is a predicted model, not a curated record. Bases 1 to 1440 code for a protein of 479 amino acids. Lineage: Eukaryota; Viridiplantae; Streptophyta; Magnoliopsida; Poales; Poaceae. Gene Ontology annotation, molecular function: protein binding.
AUGGAAACCAGCGCCGCCGGCGCCGGCCGACGAGGGAGUGGCACGGCGAAGCAGCUAAACGUGGGGGGCAAGCUCUUCGCCUUGGAGGAGGCAAGCUCCCUUUCCCUCUCCCUCUCCCUCGAUCCCUCCCCAAUCCCAACCUUCGUGGACCGCGACCCCGCGCUCCUCUCCGCGAUCCUCUCCGCCAUCCGCGCCCCCUCCUCCCCGCCGGCCUUCCCGGCCCGGAUCCUCCUCGACGAGGCCCUCUUCUACGGCCUCCACGCCCAGCUCCUCGCCGCGCUCUCCCCUCCGCCGCUCUUCGGCUUCUCCGCCUCCCUCGCAUCCACCCUCUCCCCCGCCUCCGAGCCCUUCCCCACCGCCCUCGCCGCGCACCACGACGGCUCCCUCUGCCUCGCCCACGGCGCCGGCCAGCUCACCUACUACUCCCCGGCGCUGGACCACCUCACCACCUUCCGGACCCACCUCCACCGCGCCACCUCCCUCCGGCAGCUCUCCCCCAGCCUCGCCGUGGUCGGGUCCAGCUCCUCCCCCGGCCUCCACGUGUACGACUUCCUCGAAGGCCGGCACGUCGCCUCCGUCGAAUGGGCGGACCCGUCCGACCUUCGCGUCCUUAAAUCAAGAGUCAUCGCCAUUGCCGCUCGUCCUCCCGCCGAUGCCGCGGACACCAAUUCACCCAUCUUCGCUACAUUCGAGUGCUCACACCGGGAGAACUGCAUCCUGGCGAUUGACCCUGUAACUCUGAAGCCAGUGCAGGAGAUUGGCCGGCAAGGUGGGACUGCGGCCAAGUCAUCUUCGCCGGGUCGAGUAGUGCACCUGCAGGAGCUUGGGCUGGUGUUUGCUUCAUCUGUGAGCUCAGGGGCUUUUGGCUACUCCGGGUACAUGCGGCUGUGGGACAUUCGUUCUGGGAAUGUGGUCUGGGAGACAAGCGAGCCAGGGGGGUCUGGAAGAAGCAGCAGGUUCGGAGAUCCGUUUGCAGAUGCAGAUGUGGAUGUGAAGCAGAUGGUGCUUUACAAGGUGUGCUCGAAGUCAGGAGACAUUGGAGCUGCAGACCUGAGGCGCCUCAGUGACGACCCUUGGGUGUAUAUGUCAUCGGGGCCAAGAGGGAGUGGAGGGGGUCAUGGCAGUGUUCUGCAUUGCUACAAGUCCCAGGUGUUUGUCAGCCGGAAGGAUGGAUUGGAGGUUUGGUCCAGACUGGAAGAACAACAAAAUGGCAGAUACAACUCGGGAGAGCAGCCGAGAGCAAAGGAGAUGCUCGACACAAAAGGAAUUAAUGAAAAUAGUUACAGGAGCAGCUAUAUGGACACGGAAGAGGAUUCUAAGCGUGGGAUGAUAGAGAUGAUGGAAGGGGGUGGAGACCGCUUGUUUGUGACCAGAGCAGGCAUGCCAGCUGUGGAAGUGUGGGAGAGCUCCCGCCUAGCUGGUGCUAUCUCUCUCCCAUAGCAAUUUUCUGACUGUCGAAAGAAGUUACAAGUACAUUUUCUAGUAGAGGAUCGCUGCCAUGUUCUCUUUGUUCACUUCAGGCAUAAAUUUAGUUCCUGAAUGUGGUUCUUCCUGCCUCAACUCUGCUCCAAGAUUUGAUGUGGUAACAUUACAUUUCUUCCCACUACAGAUGCAUUUGAUGCGAACAUCUGCCUAUACUGAAGCAACCUUCUUUGGUCUAAGCAUAUAUUUGUAAUCCCUUAGCCUUAGCAGUAAGAGUUAGUUUUUUUACAAGAUCGUUAUUCAAUUAGUCCCUAGCACCCUAAAUAUAGUGCAAUCUUGUUAUUCAGCUUGCUUUCUCAUUAUCCUGUCAGGGCACCAACUUGUCAGAA